GAAGUGAGGAUAUGCUUAUGGCUGCAAUGGAAAUUUCAAGGCUGAAGUGAAAAUCAGUACUAAAGGCGCUAGUAACUUUUCCUUCCUGCAAGAUAUGCUUCAACAACACCGUCAACUAUGUAAAAAUUAGUAAUAUGCAAUGGAAUUGGCACGACACGAUGAAUUAUGUGUAGACUAAUCCAACCAUUACGAAAAUCUAGUCAACUCUAAAAAUUGUUUAUAGUAAACAAAUAUUCACAUUGAUCCAUCCAUGAAAUUAUAAAAAAGAUGAACAGGGGAUGCAAAUCAAAUUUCAGAACACGGAGCAAAUUAAAUCCGAUUCAACACCAAUUUCGUCCACCAACAACAUUACAAAAACUAACACCAACAAAGGUAAUCAAGAACGAAAACUAAUUCCCUUCCAAAUCCGUCAUAUUGUCUGAAAAUCGUAGUAUAUAAUUCGGCCCGCCGAGCACCACAAUCCUCCUCUCCCACUGCCACUUUUCUCCCAUCAGCUCAUUGAUUUCAUCGUUAAGACCCAUUAAUCUUCCUUCCUGAAGACUUGCGUCCUGAACUGUCCGCCCGAUUCCGGCCAUGAUUUGCCGACGCCUUUUUUCUGCUUCGGCUAAAUUCCGGCAUUCAGAGGCUGAAAUCGACCGGCGGCACUUUAGGUUUCUUCAAUUCCUCGGCCAUCAUGGUAUUGGAUCUGUUGAGCUUUCUCCUCGUGUGAGGAUUUGAAGGAUUUUUGGGGUUUUUAGAGAGAGACUGAUUGAUUCCCAAUUCUGCAGAAGGAAAGAAAAGUCGAAUUUAUAUAAUUCGCGGAAACCCCGCCUUUUCCUUACAAAAUCCAUGUAGGAAAACGAAAAGCUUAAAUUGCAAUAAAACCCCAGAUAUUUUUCUCACAUUUCAAAAUGCACCCCAUUUUGUUUAUUAAACUCCUAAAUACUCCCUGUUGGCGGUCAAAAUCUUCUUUGCUGAGCCCUUUCCGUCUGAAGAAGAACACUUCUACAACCAUGGCGCUUUCUUACACCACCACCACAUCCUCCGUUGACUCCGCCGCCGUUUUACGCAUUCCGCCGACUCCAAAAUCCAAUUCAGGGUUGGUAGAAAGACCUUGGAAGGUAGCAGAUGCUAGACUUGUGCUCGAGGAUGGCUCGGUGUGGAAGGCAAAGUCCUUUGGUGCUUCUGGAACUCAAGUUGGUGAAGUGGUUUUCAACACAUCUUUAACAGGAUAUCAGGAGAUCCUCACUGAUCCUAGUUAUGCUGGUCAAUUUGUUUUGAUGACAAAUCCCCAUAUCGGGAACACUGGUGUAAAUUUUGAUGAUGAAGAAUCAAGGCAAUGUUUUCUGGCCGGGCUAGUGAUAAGAAGCUUGAGUAUCAGUACCUCAAAUUAUAGAUGUACUCAGACACUCGGUGACUACUUGGCAGAGCGAAACAUCAUGGGCAUAUAUGAUGUUGAUACACGUGCAAUUACUCGGAGAUUAAGAGAAGAUGGGAGCCUCAUUGGUGUGUUGAGCACUGAAAAGUCCAAAUCAGAUGAUGAACUUCUACAGAUGUCACAUAGUUGGGAAAUUGUCGGUAUUGACCUAAUAAGUGGGGUCUCAUGUACAAGUCCCUAUGAAUGGGUCGAUAAAACAGGCUCGGAGUGGGAUUUCAACUUUAAUGGAAGGGACAAAGAAACGUUCCAUGUUGUAGCAUAUGAUUUUGGCAUCAAACAAAACAUACUCAGGCGCCUGGCAUCAUAUGGCUGUAAAAUCACAGUUGUGCCUGCAACAUGGCCAGCGUCUGAAACCUUGAAGAUGAAACCAGAUGGAGUUCUUUUUAGCAAUGGUCCAGGAGACCCAUCUGCAGUUCCUUAUGCUGUUAACACUGUGAAAGAAAUCAUUGGAAAAUUUCCUGUUUUUGGAAUUUGCAUGGGCCAUCAGUUACUAGGUCAAGCAUUAGGUGGAAAAACCUUUAAAAUGAAGUUUGGCCAUCAUGGGGGAAAUCACCCUGUUCGGAACAUUCGAAAGGGCUGCGUGGAGAUUAGUGCUCAGAAUCAUAAUUAUGCUGUCGACCCUGCAUCAUUACCUGAUGGCGUAGAAGUAACUCAUAUUAACCUCAACGAUGGAAGCUGUGCCGGUCUUGCCUAUGGGAAGUUAAAGCUCAUGUCACUCCAAUACCAUCCUGAAGCAUCUCCUGGUCCUCACGAUUCAGAUCCUGUCUUUGGAGAAUUCGUGCAACUCAUGAAGCAAGAAAAGUCAACGUAAUGAUGCUGGAUGUGAAACCUUAGAGAAAUUAGUAGAUUUAGCUGGUUUUGUUUUAUUAAUGUGUUGUGAGAAAUGCGGGAUGAAGAUAACAAAUUGAAAUUCAGCAGGGAGAAUCAUACAUCUCCAAAGUUCAAAAGUUGUAUGAGCUGAACUUUUAUGUUGCACUUGCAGUCACCACUCCCCGAUCUGUUCAUAGCUGGCAACAGCAAAGAUAAUCUAUGUUUUGGCUGUGUUUUCCAACAGCAAAGAUAAUCUAUAUUUUGGCUUUGUUUUCCAACGUUCAUUUUAAUUUGGUGUGUGACCGGCUUAGACUUGUUUUCAGUGUAUUCACUUUAUGGAUUAGACAACUCUAUCCAGUUUUCCUUUUAGCAGAUUUCAGUCUUUCGUGAACGAGAGACUACUUUCCCCUAUACAUGUAAUGAACUAAAGAAAAUAGCAACUAUAUACGCAGACGAAACAC
This is a messenger RNA of Oldenlandia corymbosa var. corymbosa, 2688 nucleotides long. Lineage: Eukaryota; Viridiplantae; Streptophyta; Magnoliopsida; Gentianales; Rubiaceae. The record is from the annotation of a GenBank genome assembly.